Messenger RNA from Linum tenue, 1650 nucleotides. Lineage: Eukaryota; Viridiplantae; Streptophyta; Magnoliopsida; Malpighiales; Linaceae. The record is from the annotation of a GenBank genome assembly.
UCUCCACGAAAGCGGAAGGCAGAAGAAGUGUGAAGAGAGAGAGAGAGAGAGAGAUGGCUGGGACGGGGGAAACCGACCCAACGCUUCAUCAAGACGGCGGAGCAGCCGCCGCCGCCUCAUCAGAUCCUCCGCAGAAGGCAGAGCUGGACGCCGGAGCGCUUUUCGUUCUCGAAUCCAAAGGUUCGUGGGUGCAUUGCGGGUAUCACUUGACGACCUCAAUCGUGGCGCCGCCGCUGCUGAGCCUGCCGUUCGCGCUCACACUGCUGGGCUGGGCCGGCGGGAUCGUGAGCCUGGUGGUGGCAGCGCUGGUCACUUUCUACUCCUACAACUUGCUGUCCUUGGUCCUCGAGCACCAGGCCGCAAUGGGCCGCCGCCAGCUCCGCUUCAGAGACAUGGCCAACCAAAUCCUCGGUCCAAGAUGGGGCCGUUACUAUGUCGGCCCAGUUCAGUUCAUGGUUUGCUAUGGCGCUGUUGUUGCCUGUAUUCUUCUUGGAGGUCAAUGCAUGAAGGCAAUUUACGUGCUGUCAAAGCCGGACGGCACACUAAAGCUCUACGUAUUCGUAACGAUCUUCGGUUGCUUCAUGCUGAUACUCGCACAAAUCCCGUCGUUCCACUCCCUCCGCCACAUCAACUUGGUCUCCUUGCUCCUCUGCCUCGCCUACAGCGCCUGCGCCACCGCCGCCGCCGUCCACAUCGGAAGCUCCUCCUCCUCCUCCUCGUCGCAGCCGAAGGAAUAUUCCCUCCCGGGAGACAGCACGCAAGACAGGCUGUUCGGGAUCUUCAACGCCAUCGCCAUCAUCGGCACCACCUACGGCAACGGCAUCAUCCCGGAGAUUCAGGCCACCGUGGCGGCGCCCGUCAAGGGCAAGAUGUUCAAAGGGCUAUGCAUAUGCUACGCAGUCAUUUUGGCGACGUUCUUCAGCGUCGGUGUCUCGGGGUAUUGGGCUUUCGGUAACCGGGCCGAUGGGCUCGUGCUCAGCAACUUCGUGGACAAUGGCAGGCCUCUCGUCCCCAAAUGGUUUGUCCUGAUGACCAACGUCUUCACCAUUCUUCAGCUAUCCGCCGUGGCCGUGGUAUAUUUGCAGCCAACAAAUGAGGUGUUGGAAGGAACCUUCGCUGAUCCGAGGAGCAAACAGUUCUCGGUGCGAAACGUCGUCCCGAGGGUGGUGUCGAGGUCUCUAUCGGUCGUCGUUGCAACUGUCGUAGCUGCAAUGCUGCCCUUCUUCGGAGAUAUCAACGCCCUGAUUGGAGCUUUUGGUUUCAUCCCUCUGGACUUCAUCCUGCCCGUUGUUUUCUAUAACCUAACGUUUAAGCCUUCCAAAAGGAGCAUUGUUUUCUGGCUCAACUCUACCAUUGCCAUCGUUUUCUCGGCGAUAGGAGCGAUUUCCGCUGUUGCCGCCGUCAGGCAGAUGAGCCUCGACGCCAAGACUUAUCGGCUGUUUGCUAAUGUAUGAAGGCAAUUUACUAUAACAUAUUCGUACGCGGAGAAUAGAAGGUGAAACACAAAACAAUCAAUCUUUUGUAUAUACAUCUUGAGCCGUACGUACCAUAACAAAGUAUUAUAUGGUGUAAAUCUACAUUUGUUAUACCUUCCUGAAAUAGGAAUAUAUAGUAUGACAAGCGUUAUAUAUAUAAUAAUAGCCGACGUAU